ACGCUUGAUCAUAUCACGCUGAAGUUUCAGCACUUGAACGUUUCUACUUCCGGUUAUCUUGACGCAACCUCUAUGUACCCAUCCGGGGCUUACUGUUCUUUCGUGUUCCCUUCUCCAAACCGAACGACCUCCAUCAAAGCAAUUUCAUUGGAUGCGACAAAUUACUACUGACUGGAGGCCAAAGCAAUCCAAAACAUCAAGUCAAAGAGUAGAACGUGGAAAAUGAGGAGAGGAAAUCCAGAUCACGACGAACAUCUGGGGGAAAAAAUCAAGGUUCCCAUUCACCGGCGGAUAUUGGCCAAAACAAGCCCUACUACUGUGGGACCAUGGGACUUACGAGGAAAGUCCCGCAGACGUCACUGUAGAAGAUCUUCACCCCGAGAAGCACGACCCCCUCCACGUUAAACAGGAGGAGGAGUACGACAUACCAUGGAUCAAACAGGAGGCUGAGCCAGAGACCCCUGACAUUAAAGAAGAAAAACAGGAAGUUGAAAUCCUCAAGUUUCCAAUGGGUGUCAAUGUGAAGAGCGAAGAAAACGAAGGACCAAGCGAAGAGAGCGGAGGAGCGAACCCUUUGAGCGACAGCUCACUUCAGCACGUGACAACAAAAGGAGAGGGACGAUCGCAACCGGACGGCCUCUUUGCUCCGCUUUCGGACAGCGACGAUGUAACGUCACAUUCCUCUGACUUUAAUACUGAUGAGGAGGAGGAUGACUUUGACCAAAAUGCUUCAAACCCCUUAGACAAGUCCUCAUUUAAAAGAUACUCAAAAGAAUGUGCGGUUGGGAAAUCUUUUCACUGCUCACUUUGUGAUAAAACAUUUUCAUGGAAAUGAAAUUUAAAAGUACACAUGCGUACACACACUGGAGAGAAGCCUUUUGCCUGCACACUUUGUGGUAAAAGAUUCCGUUGGAAGAGAGAUUUAAACAAUCACACCAGAACACACACUGAGGAGAAGCCUUUUGUCUGCACAUGUUGUGGUAGAAGAUUCAUCGAGAAGGGAGGUUUAAACAAACACACAAGAACACACACUGAAGAGAAGCCUUACGCCUGCACACUUUGUGAUAAAAAAUACUUCACAAAGAAAGGUUUAAACCUUCACACAAAAAAACACACUGGAGAGAGGCCUUUUGCCUGCACAGUUUGUGGUAAAAGAUUCAUCAAGAAGGGAGAUUUAAACAGACACAUAUUCAUACACACUAAAGAGAAGCCUUUUGUCUGCACAUGUUGUGGUAAACGAUUCUCUCAGAAGGGACAAUUAGUAUUGCACACAAGAAGCCACACUGGAGAGAAGGCUUUUGCCUGCACACUUUGUGAUAAAAAAUUCUUCAGGAAGGAAAACUUAAACAUUCACACAAGAACACACACUGGAGAGAAGCCUUUUGUGUGCACGUGUUGUGGUAAACGGUUCACUCAGAAGGCAUAUUUAGUAUUGCACACAAGAAGCCACACUGGAGAGAAGCCUUUUACCUGCACACUUUGUGAUAAAAAAUUCUUCUGGAAGGCAACAUUAAACCGUCACUCAAGAACACACACUGGAGAGAAGCUUUUUGUGUGCACGUGUUGUGGUAAACGAUUCACUCGGAAGGCAUAUUUAGUAAUGCACACAAGAAGCCACACUGGAGAGAAGCCUUUUGCCUGCACACUUUGUGAUAAAAAAUACUCCACAAAGGCAGGUUUAAACAUUCACACACGAAACCACACUGGAGAGAAGCCUUUUGCCUGCACAGUUUGCGCGAAAAGAUUUAAUCGUAGGAGUGAUUUAGAAAGACAUAAGCGCAAACACACUGAAAUACAUAAUGAUAUGAAAUGACAUGAAGAACGAAAUUCUUUUUCACAACUAUCCAAGAUACAGUAUAUGGCGGAAGACACAAGGCUGAAAAAGCUAUUUCUGCUCUUGCACCCCUCUUUAAUAAAAUGCUGUAUUGUAAGCCAAAAGAACUGUUGUGUUUGAUAGAACAAUAUGUUUAUUUGCUGCUAUAGCAGUUUCAUGACGCAUUUAUGCCCCCGGACUAUUUUUAAUUUAUCAGUUUUACGUCUUCGCCGUGUAGUAAAGCAUUAUUUUUUAUUAUUUUGACCAUGUGUCAGCUACGCGCUCCUCCGGCGGUCAUUGUCCAGCUGCUUCCACGCAAACGAGCCCUCCGCCCUCAGCAGGGGAACGACGAGCUCUAACUUGCUCACCGUCGGGCGGGUUGCCGAUCGGCAAAGACAAUCGACAACCCUGCUGCCGUGUGAAAUGAUCCAGGCUAGUUACCGUAAUUUUCAGACUAUUGAGCGCCCCUGAUUACAAGCCUGACCCAGUACAUUUUUAAAGGAAAAAACAUUUUGUACAUACAUAAGCCUCUCCUGUUUAUAAGCCGCGUGUGCCCACAUAAUAACAUGAGAUAUUUAUGAAGAAAUACACAGAGCUUUCUGAGUUUUAAUAACAUACUUUAAUGAAUUGGGUUAUAAACAUAGCACGCGACUUAAGGGAGUAAGGGAGGUGCGGAAAAGAGGGAGACGUGGCUUCCUGCUGUUGUGGGGGGGGGGUGCUCGCAUCGGCUGCAGAGAUUAUCAGUGGUCUUGUAUGUCUUUUAUUUUCUAAUAAUCGGUCCCACAGUUGAUUUCUUUACACCAAACGUUUUACCUAUUGCAGAUUCAGUCGUCCCAGCCUGGUGCAGGUCUACAAUUGUGUCUCUGAUGUCCUUCGACUGCUCUUUGGUCUUGGCCAUAGUGGAGUUUGGAGUGUGACUGACUGAAGUUGUGGACAGGUGUCUUUAAUACCGAUAAUGAGUUAAAACAGGUGCCAUUAAUACAGGUAAUGAGUGGAGCCUCGUUAGACUUUGUUAGAAGUCAGAAAUCUUUCUUGUUUAUAGGUGACUAAAUACUUAUUUUCCACUCUGAUUACAUAAUACAGACUAUUGUAAUGUCUUCAUGUUGAAGAUAAGUCCGUGUGGUUUCCCGACUUUAUUUAGCUUCUCAUGACAUCAACAUUUGCAGAAUGAAACUAAAAUAAAAAUGAAAUUAAAUCGGUUUCAUCGUCAGUAACAGCAAUUCAAAUUUUUGUCGAUAACUCGCUGCUGACAUAGCAAUAACAAUGAAUACAAACAAUUAGCGUGCAUCAUUUAGCAGCCACACAUAAUCAAAAAUAAUCACACCAACUCGCCCCAAGUAUUUGACCACAAUUGAAAACGCACUAGAAACAGUAAAAAAGGUGUUGCUUGUGGAUGCUUCGAAAGUAAAAAUGUGCGCGCAGGCUCUUUCCUCUCUCACACUCGGCUUCUUCGUGGGAACAAAUGGCUCCUCCUUGUGUAUGUCAUGCGCAAAACUUAGCGUGAGCAAAUAGUUCUUUGUGUGUAAAUGCGCUCUGACUUGCAAGUCUCGCGUGCGGAAGUACUACCUGCCCUACGUUUCCUACGGCAAAAUAAAAGCAUGCAUCACAAAACAAAAGUCAACUUGAUAAAAAAAAUGAUAGGAGACUCCAUCGUCGUAAAGUUGAAAUCACAUCAGUCAUGCCCCUUUCCCACUGAAACUAGUGGGUCAACGCGCGUUUUUUCCAAGCCCAUGCAACCCACUAGCAAUUGGCAUUUGGCACCUUUCCCAUUGACAAAAAAAGCCGCGUUUUUUUUUUCCACCCGUCUAACCCCCCACCCCUCCUCAGCCAUGCGUAAGGUUACGUGACAUCACCACGCUAAGAUGCGCGUCGACAAGUGCGACCGAAUUCAUUCAGUUCAAGGAAGUAAACAAUGCAGAGCAACAUGGAAGCCUCCUUUCCGUUUGUGUUCUCUGUUUUCAUGUUUUUACCGCCCUCAAAAUGGUCGAAAUGCAGCAAAGGCUCAACACUCUACUUCUGCUGAGGGAACGUAGGCGAGGUGAAUUAUGGUUUGUUGUUUGAUCUGCCUUGGCGUCCGGUCGUAGCCUCGAGCUUUUAAUUUGCCAGCAAUAUUUUUAUAAAUUGCUGUGUCUCACACGGUCCCAGACAUCUGUCGCUGAAUCUCCUCUUUUCCAUGGAUGGAAAGGAGCUGGCAGGUCUUAUCAUCUUUCCAAUGCUGGGACAUGUUGUCCAAUGUGGUGUGCUACUGGCUCCCUCUUCUUCUAUUAGCUUUGUUAUGAGCAUCGACGUAACUACGGUUGUGGGGCGUGUUAAAUGGGAGGCAACUGGCACGUUGUUAUGACUCCUUACGUAAGAGCCUAUGUCACCACGUAGAUUAGGGUGUUGACUGUUCACCCGGGGUUUUGCUUCCACACUGCAUGACGAUCAGAGCCGAGGUGAUUUUAACGCGGGUCGCUUGGCGGGUUGAUUGACACGGGUCGAGGCGGGUCGCUGCACCUUUCCCUCUGCCACCAAAAGCCGAUUGUUAGCGGGUUGACACGGGUUUUUUGGCCAGUGGGAAAGGAGUAUCGGGUACAUCGUAACCCAGGGACUACCAGUUUUUCUCUAUUAACAUCUGACAUCAGCAAAUCACGUGUUUUUUUUUUUUUUUUUCC
Messenger RNA from Corythoichthys intestinalis (scribbled pipefish), 4467 nucleotides. Its product is annotated as gastrula zinc finger protein XlCGF7.1-like. Gene Ontology annotation, cellular component: nucleus. Lineage: Eukaryota; Metazoa; Chordata; Actinopteri; Syngnathiformes; Syngnathidae. Gene Ontology annotation, biological process: regulation of transcription by RNA polymerase II. Gene Ontology annotation, molecular function: DNA-binding transcription factor activity; RNA polymerase II cis-regulatory region sequence-specific DNA binding. The record is from RefSeq and is a predicted model, not a curated record. Bases 851 to 1813 code for a protein of 320 amino acids. The transcript has 4 exons.